CCUUGAUCAGCUGAUAUAAUUCAUUUUCAUAUAUAUAAAAUGUUUAGUCAAUCUAGGAAUCUAGUCAAUCAGCUGUAACAGAUAGUUGCGGUAGCUUGUUCGCGUGCUAGAUAAGAGAACCAUCAGCGGAAAACAACUCGCUGAACGCAACGUUCUGUACACAACUUUUAUCACUACUGGGUGUGAUUUUACCUCGAUUUUCCAGAGCUCUUCUACAGUUCAUUUCUAAUCCUUUUGUUGUGCCAAAUCAUUCUGUAAUCUACAUCGUGUAUGUAUGUCUGAGUGUACAUUAUCGUCACUGUUCAACCGUUCAUUUGUUUUAUUUGAUAAACUAGAACAAUCCUCGAAGUACAGUUUCCCGACAAGAAGCUUUCGUGGACGAGUGAAGUGCUAAGUGCCAGUGUAUGAUUGUCAUUGCUAAGCGUGUACAGAAAGCCGAGCAUACCGUUUCCGACAGUUGAUGUUUUUUGAUAGGUACAGUGAAUACACAAAUUUCCAAAAUUCCGGUGGCCAACAAGAGCCCCCAGUCAGUCCACGAAGGGACUACAAUGGGGCAAAUUCCAGAAAAUCCCGUAAUUCGUAGACGAUCUAACCCGGAAGUCGAAGAAGUACUCCAGAUAACUGAAGAGGGGACCAACCGAAAGAUCUUCUAUCUAGUUACCAAGAAAGCUUCGUAUCUGAAACUGAAUUACGAAGAUGUUUGGAACGCUUUGUGCUCGCUUAGAGAAGUCUUGAUUGCCGAGGACCUAAGAAAACUGGCAAUACCUAAGCUGGCAUGUGGACCGGACAACCUGGACUGGAAAAUCAUUCGAAGCAUGCUUGAGGUAGUCUUCCGGUAUACAGGUAUUCGAUUUCUUUUAUGUUGUCACAAUCCUAGACGGCUACCUCCUGGAAAGAGUGUGUCUUGUUACUUCUUCAAGAACUCCUACUGCAAGAGAGGGCCUUCGUGCCGAUAUCGGCAUCCACCGCCAGUAAGAUCAUUCCGGGACGGAAUGACUUUAGGGAGGGGGCAGUGUGACAAAUAGGUGCGAUCUGUUGGGCAAGUCUCCUACUCGUCAGAGCUUAAUGGCCGAUCUCUGCUUUUACGCGAACCACGACCACACAAGCCGCCUGGCAGCAUCUGUGAGGGCCGUGAUAGUGGAUCGCCUUCUAGAUCGACGCGAAGUGACCUCCAAUAUUCUAGAUGUCGCUUUGUGGUUCACCCGGCCUUUCUCGAAGCAGCAAUUCGGACUAUAUAUAACUCGGCGGCCGGGAGAUGGAGGCGGAGAGUACAGAUUACACCAGUGCAGAGCGGAGUGGAGUAUAGUGCAGUCAAUGGCAACAUAAGAAUUAGUCAGACAUAAAUAGUGGUGUAUAUAAAUGUUCUAUCAAGUUAAAUAAAUUAGUGCAUUUAUUUUUGUG
Messenger RNA from Acanthoscelides obtectus, 1401 nucleotides. The record is from the annotation of a GenBank genome assembly. NCBI's taxonomy places the organism in Eukaryota, Metazoa, Arthropoda, Insecta, Coleoptera, Chrysomelidae.